CUACAGAUUUGAGGACUUUCAUCCACUCACGUCACUGAAGGCUCAGCUCCCCUGUAUAUAUUUACUGCUGUUGUUGGGCAACUGGUACAUUCCAUUCUCCUUGUGUUGCAUCACAAAUGGCAGCAAUGAAGUCGGCACAAGCAGAACUGAAACGAGGUUGAUUUAUAAUGAGUUUUAUGGUGUGACUGGUGGUUGGGUGGUAACUUUUCACUCAGUGGCCUUGGUGCCUUUGUGCAUUCCUUCCUGUGUGCUUUCCAGGUACUGUGUGUAAUGAUGGUCACAGGAACAAGAUCCCACUUCCAACAUUUGUAUCGACUGCCUUAGGAGCAAGCUCUACUGGGAAAUCAUCAAGAGGCUGCAGGCUUUGAAUUCAGCUGUGGGUGCCUCCAGACUGCCACUAUUUUGCAGGAGUGUUUCAAGCAAGUACUGUACUAUAAAUUUUGGUUUGUGCAAUCAAAGGGGAUUUAAGUGCUCAGUUGCAUGGGCAUAGCCGGGGAGGGGGGCAGGGGACAGCUGGCCCCCAAUGAAUGAAUAAGCAAAUGUUAUAUAACUUCCCUGAAAACAAAUAAAAACAAAUGCUCAAUAAAGACCGGGUAUAGUAUAACCUCUGUGUAAGCUUUGCAUACAAAGAUCAGGAUGAAUGCUCCAUAAGUAAAGUUGUUUAGGGGAGCUCAGUGUCCUAUAGCUAAAAUGUGACCAAGCCAUAGCUGCCAAGUUUUCCCUUUUCUCGCGAGGAAGCCUAUUCAGCAUAAGGGAAAAUCCCUUUUAAAAAGGGAUAACUUGGCAGCUAUGGACCAAGCUGCUAGCAAAUUACAACUGUGGAAUGAAUAUUAGCAGGAUUAUACAUAUAGGUGCCCUUUGCUGGUAAUAUGUGUUAAAAGUUUCCUGCACUUAAGGCACAGAUAGGACACUAACAAAUUGUUUGGUUUGGCCCAAGGAGUCUUCCAUUUCUGUUCCAGUCACUGGCCAUUAGCAUCCUAGGCAGGAAAGGUUUGUGAGUUUAUGCUGGCAGCAGUACAGAAAGCAUUCAUUGUCAGUUCCUGAGCAGUGUUUUGAUUAUAAAUUAAUCUCUUGAGAUAUGUUGGUGGCUGCAAAUGGUUAAUGAGUAUUAUAAUACUACCUCCUUCUUUUCCUUGUCCAAAGGCCAGUUGCGUCCCUGAGCCUAUAAAACUCUGAAGGAGCGCUGGAGCAGACCUACCCAACACUUGAGGCUGAGGCAAACGGCAAAGAUGUCCAAUAACAUCUUUUCAUUUCUCCGCUUGCUUGUGCUCCUGCUGGGCUUUGCCUUCAUCUGCCUAGGAGCCUAUUGCUUCUCUACAAGUGCCUCUGCUUGCAAGUGCAAUAGUUUGCCUAUUGCCUACCUCCUUUUACCCUUGGGUUUCUUUUUUCUCAUAUCUGGGAUUUUCUGGAGCACUUAUCAUGAAGCUAGCAAGCACAAGGGCUUAUUCCACAGCCUUCUGCAUGGAAGUCCCAGACUUCAAGAGAGUCAUAUUAGUACCAUAGACAGGCCAGACUUCUACCCACCGUCAUACGAAGAUAGCACUGAUCCCGAAAAGCAGACUUUUGCACUGCCCAUCUGCCCGCAGGAGCGAGUCAAGGACAUGUACAACAGACCUCCACCUCUUUACACAGAGAGCAGCCUGGAAUUUCUGGAGGAAGCCAGCCCUCAGGGACAGCAGCCGCCUUCCUAUGAAGUCUCCAUGCGGCAGGCUGCAGAACAUGACUUGACCACUCAUGAAGAGCCUUGCUGGGCAUCCGUGUCACAGGCCAGCUGCUGAGGGAACAGCCUGCCAGAGGACGUGAGGCGGAGAUAAGCCGUGCCUGCUAUUUUGGGAGAGCGGCUGGGGUUAGUGCGCAGGAUGGAGGUGAAGAGAAGCAAGCACUCUUCUAGCAAUGGGCACUCGGAGAAGACAGUCUUGCUGUGACUGACAGAAAGCUCUGGGUGAAGUUGCUGAAGUUUUAAACAAUGUUGCUGAGUCCAGUCCAGUAUUGCGGGCUAGCAGCAAUAACUGGAUAUGUUUGUUUACAUUGUUGUAGCUUUAUUCUGCCUGUGUUAGGGUCAGGCCUUGCUGUCAUUUCAUAUCCUGUAAAGAUCAACAGUAGCAGGAGGAAGUGCCUGUCAGAGGGAGGGGCCUUCUCAAAAGAAUGACUGAAGAAACCCACAGGCAAAGCACCGUUGAAUGAGGCAUGAAUGCAUGGAGAGAGAGAGAGAGAGAGAGAGAGAGAGAAAUAAGCUCGGCUGCUGCUCUGGGGAAAGGGCAUUUGGAUCAAGAAGUCAACCAGCAGUUUCCAAUUAUGCAAUUUUCCUACACCUGUUUAUCCAGUGCAACUGCCUCUCAGAAAUGGGGGAGGCAGCAGAGGGGCUCCCUAAACAGAAAUGACAGCACAUGGGUUUAAACGGCCAGUUGGAGGAUGAAGGCUAUGGGCACUUGCACUGCAAGAGAAAUUGCAUUCAUGCACCCUAGGUCCAUAUGCAAUAUUUUAAAUCACAUUUCUUUUUUUGCAUCUCCAGUGAAGUUUUGACAUCAACUUUGUUAUGUAUUGGUUUAAAUUGUGUACAUGAAUCUCACUGUUAAGUUCUGUAACUACCUUUCCCGCUCCAGGAGGAUUCAAACGGGUGUGGGGACAGUUGCUGCUAUUGGUUAACUUGUUAGUACAAUUUGGAUCCCUACUAUGAUUGGGUCCCACCAAAAUCUAAAUGUAUCCUUUCCCCAACUCCUGUUCCUGAGAGUAUAAAAGAAGCUCGUCCUUUCCCUCCACCCCAGUUCAGUCCUACUGCAAUAAAGAAGACUGUUCUUGUCAGGCCGGACUACUACCGUGUUUCUCCAAAAAUAAGACACCGUCUUAUAUUUAUUUUUCCUCCAAAAAAACCCCCACGGUGGCUUAUUUUCAGGGGAUGUCUUAUUUUUUUUUAUAUUAAGUAUGGUACAGUUUAACCUACACGGUUAAACUGCCUAUCACUGUGGCUUAUUUUCGGGGUAUGGCUUAUUUUCGGGGUAUGGCUUAUAUUCGGAGAAACACGGUAGCAUAUCUUUGCUAGCAUGCUGAAUCACUACACAGAGCUGAUCACUCAAGAGCUGAACUCUGCACCCACGACUUAGCAAACUUAAUAGAAAAUAACCAUUGCUAACUUUGGAGGAUGAUCAAUAAACCACAGUUAGCUUUUAUUUGUUAUUUUACCAUGAUGUACUGUUACUGAGGUAACUGGUUUACAUAAUGUUUAAUAUUGCAUUGCAUUUUUGUUUUUCUUACAAUAAAUUUUGUACAUGAAAACUCUUUAAAGAAAAGUGGCAUUUGUUUGAUUGUUGCAAACAAGAAUUUGCUCUGUCUCAUGGACAGCCAAAAACCAUGAGACAGUGAGUGAAAAAAUAGUUCAAAAUAUUUAUUUCUGCACAGAAGUUUAAAUUUCCUAUCCAAUCAAAGUACGUACUCAGUUCCUGUUACACCAUUUCCUUAUAAGGCACUUAACCCUGUGGUUGCUCUACAGUGGGAAGCAUGCAUACUAGAUACCAUUUUAGACAAAGGAGCUUCCUUGUGGUCUGCUAGAAUUUUAUUGCAGGAUUAGAUUUCACCUCCAGUUACUGACCACAUUCCUUCUGAGCAUGCUCAGUAAGUCGAAACCUUAUAUGGUGCGAUUAUUUAUAAUUCAACUUCAUGAUGAAAGGAAAUUUAGCAGAAUAAAGAAAUUCCGCAAAGCCCUUUAGCAGAAUGUCUUCAUAGGCAUUCCUGAAUCUUCCUGCAUCUUUCAUCUUAUCACUAUGCAAGAGUUCCAGCCCAGCCAACCCUCUUCCAAAACUACAUGCAUCAAGGCAAAAUGUCCAGGGAACCAAUAGCUUGUCAAUAUUUCAAAAGAUUCCCAAGCAGAAUAAUACAGGUAGACUUCUUAGUUUGGAGGCUUUUCCUUGAGUUCCAACAUCAUUACACAAGGUCCCUGGUUCAGGGAGUAAAAAUAAAUAGGUUUGUAAGACUGUAAAUACUUGACAAAACAUAGGUCUAUGGCUAGCAGCUGAUAGACUGUACAAUAAUAACCUUAUAAACCCUUAUGUACAUGGAAAUGCAAACUUAGGGCUCAUCCAGGCUUCCUUUUGUGACACUUUCCUAGGCACAAGCCUGGCCUUUAAAGCUCUGUGUUGGAGUGUUGGUAUUUUUGGUCCUGCCGCUUUCCUUGGGAAAACCCACAUUUUACCGCUGAAUUGGAACAAGCAGCAAACAGCGUUUCCACUUGUAAGAGCAAACCCGUGCCUGGAAGGAAGUUGGGUGAGCCUGCAGGGUGUAACACAAAAGGUCCCUGGCUCAGUGGGACAGCAAAUGGUUUGGAUGCAUGAGGCCCAUGAGGCCAGCACAUCAGCUCUGCAUCCGUGUGCUCUUAAGCACAGGGCUAUUUUUUAAAGUGCCCCUUUGCCCCUUACUAUGGGGCUUUAAGUUAGCAGUGUUUACACAGACUCAGUGUAAUAAUGCUGGGCUAGAAGGACAACAAUCUGCUUCAUUAGAAGGCAGUUUGCUAUGUUCCUAGAUUUGUCUCAUAAGUUCCUAUAGCAGUGAGCAGUCAGGUUAGCCUUGUGACAGCACUGUAAAUUAAGAGUAAAUGCAAUGCUCCAGAAAUCCAUGAGCAAAUCCCCCAACCUCUUAUGCUAUAUGAACAUUUAAAUUCAUUCUCAUACCAGGAAGCAGCUAAAAUGUGAUACUGGGCAGACCUGUUGUCCAUUGCCCAGGCCAGGCGGGUCUAGUAGGAGCUGUGGCUUUAGCAGUGAAGCUGCUCAGACUGGGAGCUUAUAUAGGAGCUGGAGGCUCCACUCCACCUUUCUUGUCUUUUAGCCAGGCCCUGAUCCAAGCAAGUGUCUCCAUGUGCUUUCCUCUCCUCCUAAGCAACUAAGCUAGGCACUUGGUGAUGGCUCUGAAGUUCCUGCCUGGCUCACUAUCCCAUCUGCUCCUGUGGCACUUGAGAGAGGGAUGUGUGUCUGAGAGCCAGCCAGGUACCCAGGCAACUUAGAUGGGAUUCAAGGUCUGGGCAGAGAUGAAUCUUGACAACUUCAACAUGUCCAAGGAGUCUUUGGAUUAUGCGUUUAGAAUUGCAUGCUCCUCUUUCCCAACUUUCUCACACUGCAUGAAAAACCAUUUCUCAUACAGAGGGGAAUUUAAACAGCAGCUUCGAGUGUGGUUUGAAUGCCUGUUAUUCAGAGGAAAUAAAAAUAAUGAUCAAGUGGGUGCCUGUUCCUAAAGCUGGUCCUCCCCCC
Zootoca vivipara (common lizard) is the source of this 5234-nucleotide messenger RNA. The record is from RefSeq and is a predicted model, not a curated record. Lineage: Eukaryota; Metazoa; Chordata; Lepidosauria; Squamata; Lacertidae.